UUUUUUCCCCUAAAUCAUUUUGCUGAGUCUGUGUGAAAAUGCCCCAGAAAGCAGCAAAACUUGUCAAGGCACUCCCAGGGCCGGGGCUCACUUGGAACAGCAUCUCCAAAGGCAGGGACCCUCCCUGGAGCACGGGCCCUGACAACCUCAGGGUCCUGCCACUUCUGUGUGUCCCCCCAAACUGGGGGACAGUUGGGCUGGGUGCUCUUGAAGGUCUCUUCCCACCGUGAUGAUUCCAUGAUUCCACUUGGAUUUGUGUUCCCAGCUGGCACCCAGGUGGCCCCAUUUCAUCCCAACCCCGAUGUUCAGCAAGACUCUGGGGGGUUUUGGUGGUUUAUGGGUCCCCAUCCUCAUUUGUGGGGAUGUUAUUUUUGUUUAGGUCCAGGCUCCUGGGACAGAGGUUCCAGGUGUGGGUAAAGCCCCCUAAGGAGGGGAGCAAGUCCCAUCUAAGCACCCCAAACGCCACAGCCCCUGGCAGGGACCUCCUCCCCUAGCUCCUGGCCUAAGAUCACUUUGGAUUUAUGUUCAUAUUGAAGCAAAUUUGAAUUAAUUGGAGCACGAGACAAAGGGCCAUGUGGGAUUCUCCUGUGUCCAGUGCCAAACUCUGGCUUGGGAAAGCAGAACUGGUCACCUCAGCCUGGUGUUUCUCCUCCACAGCUUUGUCCUGUUCCCUUUUCAAAGCCCAGAGAAAUGCCAGAAGGGCAUUGGAGUUAAUGGGUGGGAGAGAGAGCCCAGAGGGGGAGCAGGGCUGAGCCAAAACCCAGAGCACAGGCUCGAAUCACAACCUGCCUGUUCCCUUAUCCAACCCUGUGCCUUGGCUUCCCCCAAAAUAAAAUAAUGGCAUGAAGGGGGCACAGUAAGACAGAAAUAACUUUAUUUUCUGGUGAGGUGCUUGGGGGAGGGGACAAGGACAAAGCAGCCUCCUCCAAGCUGGGACUCCCCCAGUGCAUUUGCCAGCAGUCUGCUCCCCCAAAAUCACCUCUAACCCUGGCCUGCAGGCAGGAGAGCAUCUUCCAUCAGGCAAAAUCAGCUCAGCCCUUGGCUCCCAGCACCGGGAUCGGGAGCUGUGUGGAAGCAGCAGCAAUUCCCCCACCCUUGAUUAAAACAGCACAGCCUGCGGAGCCAGGGCUGGGGGGACGCUGCUAAAUUGACUCUGUGCUUUUGAUGCAGCAGUUUAAUGACUGUGUUCAAAUUAGCCAGAAUCACCUUUCCAUCCUGGGGAAUGGAAAUGAGACGUGGAUUGCUCCAGCACACCCUCCCCCCAACGCCAGCCUCUUAAAAAUCCAUCCCCAACUAAACCAGCUGCAAUUUCCAUGCCUGGAUUUUUCAUCUUUUCCUAAGCAGAUAAGUUGAUAUUGUUUAAAACAGCAAUGAAAUUCCUUCCCAGCCACAUAAAUCUCCUGGUUUUAAGCGUGGAUCCAAGGCUGAGGCUGGGGGUGAAGCUCAAAUGGGAAAGCCCGAGCUGCGUGUGCCUGCAAUGAAAUUAUAAAUCCACAUCCCGGAGCAAGCGAGCAGCAGGAGGCACCAGGAACCUCCAUCAGCAGAAGCGCUGGGCUGCAGCAAGGGAUGGGAGUUGGGAGUGGAACCGACAAGGCUGGGAGAGCUGUUGGCAUUUCUCCUGACAAAAUCCUGCACAAAUGGAGCCAGUCCAGGUGAAACCACGGCAUUGGACCCACCUGGUGUUCAGUGCUGAGCCCCGUCCCUUCCCCUGAGUUCUGCCCUCAGUUUCCUCAGCUGUAAAGUGGAGAAGAUGCUGCCAAGCCCUGCUUGAAAAGCGCUGUCAGACCCAGCAAAUGUCACCGAAUGGCUCAGGUGGAGCUUGGUCAGCUGGCACACAGCACAUCAAAGGCACAGGACACUCUGCAUCUGAGGCCAGGGACCAGCAAGGCUGAGGCCAGCCUGGACUGACCAGUGAUGAGCGGAGAGGAGCAACAAUUCCACCCUGCAGGUCAGAGCCAAGGAGGGAAUUGGCCUCUGCCAUCCUCAAAGCCCAAUUAACCAAAUCACCACAGCCCAGGAGGCUUCUGCAGGAGGGAAGAGGAGCAAGAGGAGAACUCCAAUGAGGAAUGGGCAGUGAGGAGCCGAGGCUGGCUGUGCUGGACAGUUCACCAUUUGAACAUUCCCAGGCUCCAAUGCCUGAGCAGAUCCCAAUGUUGGAGCAGCCCUGGACCUGCAAAACGGCGCAUGGCAGAGCGGCAGUGAGCCCCUAGACCAUGCCCCACACAAUGACAUGGUGGCUCCCGCUGCUGCUCCUGCACGUGGUCCUGCUGUCCCCGCGGGCGGGCGCCUGCCCCGCGCGCUGCGAGUGCGCCCCGCAGCUGCGCUCGGUGCUGUGCCACCGCAAGCGCCUCACCGCCAUUCCCGAGGGCAUCCCCACCGAGACCAGGGUCCUGGAGCUCAACAAGAACCGCAUCCGCUGCCUCAACCCCGGGGACCUGGCGCCGUACCCGCUGCUGGAGGAGCUGGAUUUCAGUGAGAACAUCAUCUCCAAUGUGGAGCCCGGCGCCUUCAGCAACCUGUUCAACCUGCAGACCCUGCGGCUGCGGGGGAACCAGCUCAAGCUCAUCCCUCCGGGGGUCUUCACCAAGCUGACCAACCUGACCCUGCUGGACAUCAGCGAGAACAAGCUCGUCAUCCUGCUGGACUACAUGUUCCAGGACCUGCGCAACCUGAAGAGCCUGGAGGUGGGUGACAAUGACCUGGUGUACAUCUCCCAGCGCGCCUUCUCGGGGCUGCUGGGCCUGGAGCAGCUGACCAUUGAGAAGUGCAACCUGACCUCCAUCUCAGCUGAGUCGCUGUCCUACCUCCAGAACCUGGAGGUGCUGCGGCUCCGUCACCUCAGCAUCUCUGCACUGGAGGACCAGAACUUCAAGAAGCUCUACAAUCUCCUGCAGCUGGAGAUUGACAACUGGCCGCUGCUGGAGGAGGUGUCCCCCACCAGCUUCCAGGGCCUGAACCUCACCUCGCUGUCCAUCACCUACACCAACAUCACAGCCGUGCCCGCCGCUGCCUUGAGGAACUUGGUGUACCUGCGGUACCUCAACCUGUCCUACAACCCCAUUAGCACUGUGCUGAAGGGCUCCUUUAAAGACCUCAUCCGGCUCCAGGAGCUCCACAUCGUGGGCGCUCUCCUGGUGUCCGUGGAGCCGCAGGCUUUCUCCGGCCUGAGACAGAUCCGGCUGCUCAACCUCUCCAGCAACUUCCUGUCCACGCUGGAGGAGAGCACCUUCCACUCGGUCAACACGCUGGAGACGCUGCGGGUGGACAGGAACCCGCUGGCCUGCGACUGCCGGCUCCUCUGGAUCCUGCAGCGCCGGAAGACGCUCAACUUCGACGGGCAGCAGCCCAUGUGCUCCUCGCCGCCCGAAAUCCAGGGCAACGCCCUGCGCGACUUCCCGGACUCAGUGCUCUUCGAGUACUUCACGUGCCAGAAGCCCAAGAUCCGGGAUCGGAAGCUGCAGCACGUGACGGCACGGGAGGGGCAGUCCGUGUCCUUCCUGUGCCGGGCUGACGGGGAGCCCGACCCCUCCAUCACCUGGGUGUCCCCCCAGCACCGCAUGAUCACCACCCGCAGCACGGGGCGGGCCACGGUGCUGCCCGGGGGCACCCUGGAGAUCCGCUUUGCCCAGGUGCAGGACAGUGGCACCUACAUCUGCAUCGCCAGCAACGCCGGCGGCAACGACACCUACUUCGCCACACUGACGGUCAAGGGGCGCCCGGCCGAUGGCGCCCACCACGCCAACCGGACUUUGUACCUCAGCGACUUCAACGACACCUUCCACAACGACACCCAGGUCUUCUUGAAGUUCACCUUGGACCUCAAGACCAUCCUGGUCUCCACGGCCAUGGGCUGCAUCACCUUCCUGGGUGUGGUGCUCUUCUGCUUCCUCCUGCUCUUCGUCUGGAGCCGUGGCCGGGGGCAGCACAAGAACAACUUCUCUGUGGAAUAUUCCUUCCGCAAGGUGGACGGUCCCACCACCACCACCGGCCAAGGAGGGGCCAGGAAGUUCAACAUGAAGAUGAUCUGAGCCUCUCCCAGAGGAGAACCGUUGUCUGCUGCCCGGCCCUGGGACGGGGCCAGGAGGGCUGUGGGAGCACCGGCCGUGUCCCAGAGCUGGCAGAGUGACCUUGCUGUGCUGGGACAUGGCUGGAGACAGAGGUGCCACAGGCCAGCAGGGUCAGAACCGUGGGGACCUCAGGGUCGGGGAGGGAUAACCCCGAUGUCCCAGCCCUGUGGAGAGCCCUCAGGGCUCAGGGGCCGUCCCAGGGGCUCCUGAUGUAGCAAGGUUUUGCUACCAACUAUGCAUUUCUUGAGCCAAAAGAUCAGCAGUGUUUGGGCCUGGGAGAAAAAUGCUUCCUGUUUCCCCCCCACCCUUUCCCUUUUUUUGUAAGGGACUCUUCAGAAAACUUUCCUGGUAGUUGUUUGUGGUUCUUUUCUUGGUGUUGGUUAGUCCAAUUUUUUCUUUUUUUUUUUUUUUUAAUUAUCUUUCCAAGAGAAAUGUCUUCCGGGGCAAUGUGGGACUGGGGAAGUUGUGCCGAGUUGGGGGGGUCCCCAGCCCCUUGGAAAAGACAGACCCCUCCCACCCCGGGCACGGAUGUGCCUUGAGAGCUUCUCAUCCGUGGAUUUAAGAUCCAGCAUCUGCCAAUGUGGGUGCCCGGGGACGCUUCUGCACAAGCAAUAAAAACCCUCCGGGGCCAGGCUCUGAGGAGGUGUCAGCAAGAAAAAAAAGGGGGGGAAAAGGCAAAAUAAGGCAAAGAUUGUUAAAAUCAGGAAGAGAAACCCUAGGGCGAUGCAAGGCUGCCCCCCCACCCCGCCUCUGCAUCCGCCCGAGUGGGGUAGGGAUUCCUGCGGGUUCAAAAGGCACUUUUGGGUUCGUUUUCUUUGAGUUGCAAAGUCGAAAUCUGCAGGAGAGCAGGACCUGGCUCAUCCUAUGCAGGGAGGCUCUACAGCCCAGGAAAGAAGAGAAGAGAAAAGCUGGGAACGAGCAGUCCAGGAGAACGACCUGGCUGACACCUCCAUCCCAGAUCCUGCAUCCUCCAGCACUGAGGACCACGGGUCAAUGUCCCUGGGGCUGCUCCCUGCUGCCACAGGGGUGGUUCCUGCCUUCCCAUCCCAGCCCUUCCCAGGCUUUGCCCUGGCUCGGCCUCAGAGUGUGGAUUUUUGUGUGUGGGAGAAGGAAUGAAGCUGGAAAGGAGGAGCCUGGAUGUGACCUGGAGGAUCCAGGGAGUUCAUUGCUUCCUCCUCCUCUUUCUCCUCCGGUGUGCACCCUGGGGGUUGCUGCAGGUCCCACCUCUGUCCCCAUUCCUGCAGGGAUGUUUCCCACCUGGAUGUCCCUUCUCCAGCCAGUGGUGGUCAGGCUGGGAGCUGGAGGGGACAGGUGCCCAUCUCCUGACGGGCAUCCCAGAGUGGCACCAGAGCAUCCAAGGGGUUGGGAGCUUUGUGGGGCACAAGUGGCUGCUCAGAAAAACCCCCCAACCCUGUUCUGCUCUCACAGGGUGCCCCCCAGCCAUCCAUCAUCCAUCCAUCAUCCAUCCAUCCAUCCAUCCAUCCAUCCAUCCAUCCAUCCAUCCAUCCAUCCAUCCAUCCAUCCAUCAUCCAUCAUCCAUCCAUCCUUCCUUCCCUGCCGUGGGUCCGGCUGUCCCCGUGGCCCCGCAUGCCCGGUGCCCCUCGCCCCUGAGCCGUGCAUGCCGUGUCCUACCAGGGUCCUGUUUGGUGUCUGGGGUUUUUUUAACCGUGGGAGGGGGGUGGGAGGGGGUCGGGCGUGGACCCUCACAGUGGGAGCAAAGGGCAGUGCAGACCUGGCACAGUUUUCUAUGUAAUGAGCAUGUGAGAUGUAUUUGUGAGCAAAACAAAAAAGGGAAAAAAAAAACCAACGAAAAAGGGACUUUUGUGGCUCAUUUGGGUUUUUCUCCCCCUUUUCUUCCUCAUGUUCCUCUAUAAGAAAAUGCAAAAUCAGUGGGCAAAGCAGGACCUGGAAAGGGCAGGAGCACCAGAAUUCACACCCUUGAGCUCUGCAGACCUGCUGCAACCUGGGAAGUCCCUGGAAUUCCAGCAGACCUCUCCCCCUUCCCAGGGCUCUGCUGGGAUUUGCAGCCCCUGAGCCUCUCACCACCAUCAGUCCCACAAACCACACAUAAACAAUGUGAAACCACCUCCCAGAGGGUACCAAAGUCCAUAUUAAUAACUAAUAAAUGAUUAAUGCACGUGUGCUAAC
Messenger RNA from Cyanistes caeruleus (blue tit), 6215 nucleotides. It is a transcript of the gene LINGO3, whose product is annotated as leucine rich repeat and Ig domain containing 3. Gene Ontology annotation, cellular component: plasma membrane. Lineage: Eukaryota; Metazoa; Chordata; Aves; Passeriformes; Paridae. Gene Ontology annotation, molecular function: protein binding. The record is from RefSeq and is a predicted model, not a curated record.